CGCCGCCACCGCCACCCCAAAACGGGGGCUCCCCCCGUCCCGGCGCCCGCUUUUUGCCUGCGCCGCGAGGAGCCGGCGGCCGCUGCGCGCUAACGCCACCGUCUCUGCUCCGCAGCCCGAAGCACUGAGGAUAAGUGACUUGUCCAAGGUUUGCACGUCCUCGCCAUCGCCUUGGCCCUGGAGGUGUCGGUGGGGAAGACCAACACCGUGCUGGCUCUGAACGGCUCCGACGUCCUGCUGCCCUGCACCUUCACCACCUGCAUCGGCUUCCAGGACCUGGUCUUCACGUGGUAUUUCAACUCGACGGAGAUGAUCUACCACGGCAAGAUAAAGAGCAAAAGCUCCGAGCCCUUCCUGGUGAGCCGCAACCCGCGGGUGGAGUUCGUCGGCUCGACGACGGGGAAGGACAACAACAUCUCCAUCGUGCUGAAGGACGUGGAGCUCAGCGACGCCGGCAAGUACACCUGCCACGUCAAGAACCCCAAGGAGAAGAACGCGCAGCACAAUGCCACCAUCAUCCUCACUGUGGUCCACAGGAUGGAGGAGACGGACAACACCCUGACGCUCAUCAUCGUGGGCGUCGUGGGGGGGCUCUUCGGCCUCCUCAUCCUCUUCAUGCUCGUCAAGAGGGUCGUCCUCUUCAUCAUCAAGAAGACGCAGGAUGGGAAGAAGGAGUGCCUCGUCAGCUCCUCGGGCAACGACAACACGGAGAACGGCCUGGCGGGCUCCAAGGCGGAACAAAAAGCCCCCCCGAAGGCAUGAAGCAGAGCACGGAGCCCCGGCCCCCAGCAGGGCAGGGGGCUGGGAUGGGGAGAAGCCUCUCCCUUCUGUUUCCUUUCCGAAAUGCCGACGCUCGAGACACGUUUCUGUUACACACGUGCCUGCAACCUGCACCGCUUCUGGGACACGGCUUCGGCUGCCGCGGGGACGGGGGCAUCCUGCAGACGGGGACAGCGCUGGGACGAGGGAGCCCCCUGCCCUGCCCUGCCCUGCACCGAGGGAAGCGGGGCUGGGUGCUUGGGCAGCCCGCAGUGGGUGCUGUGUGUGCCGUGCACCCCUGGGUGCAGGGCAGGGGGUGGCCGGGGGGCCCGGCGUGCCUGGGGGUCAGGGGUGCGAUGAGAUUGGGGUGUCUCGUUUUCCUCUGAUGCUGAGCUUCGUGUGGGUGGUUGGGGCAGCAGGGUGAGGGUGCGCAAAACUCACCGUGGGGCCAUGGGGCUGGCACAUGGGGCAGAGUGGGGGUGAAGUGGGGCUGCAGGAACAGCUCGGCUUCAGCUCCUCGGCUGGCACCCCGCGGGGGCUGCCACUCCGGGGUCCCUCCCUGGGCUGCUGUCGGUUCUGCCCUUCCUCAUCCUCCCCUCUCCUGAAGGCAGGGAUGCUUUCAGGGCCGAGCGGCCAGGGCUUAACUCAUUAGGCGGAUAUUUUUAUAUCAGAUUCCCCUGGGAAAAGGGCUGGUUGCAUUUCCCUCUCCUGGAGGAAAACUGGCACGGUCGGGCCCUGGCGAGAGGAGCAGGGCCAGGGCUGCCCCAUCCCAAUCCCGGUCCUGCCACGGGCCGGCGGGGUGACCCUGGGGCCUCGGCCGUGCCUCAGUUUUCCCCAUCUGUAAAAGGGGAUACCAACAGGGCUCUGCCUCUCAGGGCUCGCUGUGAGGCUUCCCCGGCUCACAGCUGAGAGGUGCUGCAGGGUCGCUGGGUGAGGGGUGCUCAGGAAGCCGGGGGUCCUUGCGGAGGCUGCCUGCAGCGGGGAUACAGGCCUGGAGCAGCAGCGUUAGGGAGCUGUGUGCCUGCCGUCGUGCUGCCCCUGUGCAGGGGACCCCAAAAAGCCUCCCUGGGCUUCUGAGGAAAGGAGAACUGUAGCACAAACCAGCCUUUUUCCCAAGGGCUGCAGCUGGACGUGGAACACGAAGGGGGACGAGUUAACCCUACAGAUGCAGUUCAGGUUGUCCUUUAGGGCGCGAUUUGUUCCCUGCCGGUUUCCCCUCCACUCGUUGAGGCAGGAUGGGGCUGUUCCCACCCCUUUCCCAGCAGCAAGAGGGGAGCAUUGCACUUCCCCAGCCACAGAGGCUUUGCACCAGGAGGGGAGGUAGGCGAGGAUUUGGGGGCAGAGCAGAGGAGGAAGGCUGGGGGCUGCCUUACCCGACAGCUGCAGGGCAUCCCUGACACACAGGGACACGUGGGGACAGUGGCCCGGGGCAGGUUUCCUCGGCUGCUGGUUAAAUGGGAGCUGAGCCUAGGCUCCCACUCCCCCCCUGCCCCUCGGGACCCCCAGGCGAACCACUGGUUCCUGUUCUUCAGUCUUCCCAUCUGUGAAAUGGGCGCAGCAAACCCCAUUUACCUCCCAGGGGGUGCGAGGCUCCCCGCGCCGCUUUGCAACGUGCUCCGAGACCCCAGGGCGAAAGGCAGGGUGCUGCCAGGUGCUGUGGGGUGCCCUCGUCACGCAUGAGAGCUUGGGAGGAAGCGUGAGACCUCCCCGCCGCCCCCCGAGCCCCCAGCCCACCCUCGCAGAAAUGGGAGAGGACGGCGAGGGGAGGAAGGAGUUUUUUUAAAAGAACUGUUUUUAGCUGUCCUAACCCGUCAGCCUUUUUUUAGACGAUACCUGGCCCCAGCUCCGCAUACCGCGGGAUAUGCAGUGCCGUACUAUGCAUGGAUUGCUCCUCUGGCUUGAUGGACGACGUCAACAUAACCAGUUUGGGAAAUGCAACUCUAUCUAUGCACGUGUGUGUGCGGUGUGGUGGGCUCGGGGGGAGCAAAGGGGCUCGUGCCAGCUCUGCUGGGGCUCCCUGCAGCCACGGGGGCUGUGCCAGGGCGAAGGCAGGGCCAGGGUGUGAGCUGUGAUGGCCACAUACGUGUGUAAGCAUAUAUAAACACAUGUAGGGAUCCCUGCAAAUCAACACAGGGUGUGUGCCACACACUCUGCGACGACUUCUAAGGCAUUUUGCACUGUAGGGGUUUAGUUAGCUUUGCCUUGAGUGAAAUAAAGUUCGAGUUGACCGGGAACCUCUCC
This is a messenger RNA of Cygnus atratus (black swan), 3000 nucleotides long. RefSeq names its product sodium voltage-gated channel beta subunit 4 (gene SCN4B). The transcript is spliced from 5 exons. Lineage: Eukaryota; Metazoa; Chordata; Aves; Anseriformes; Anatidae. Gene Ontology annotation, molecular function: transmembrane transporter binding; sodium channel regulator activity. Gene Ontology annotation, biological process: cardiac muscle cell action potential involved in contraction; regulation of sodium ion transmembrane transporter activity; regulation of ventricular cardiac muscle cell membrane repolarization. Gene Ontology annotation, cellular component: voltage-gated sodium channel complex; membrane. The coding region runs from base 310 to 762 and encodes 150 amino acids. The record is from RefSeq and is a predicted model, not a curated record.